CUUUGCAGAGGUCAGCUUUGGACUGAACUCUGAACUAUUUGCUGACCCAGGAUAGGGGUGCUGGGGGGUGGGAAGGUCUCCUGCAUCUGCCUUGCUUUUCUUUCUCACUGCAUCCUCAGAGACCAGAAAUGCACAUGAUGAUCCAGCAGCAGCUGAGAGAGCUCCUGCCAGACAGGAAGGUGGACACUUCUGCUGCCCUCGCCCUGCUCGGUGGCUCCGUGGCAGCUCUGGGGGUCUGGAAAUGGCUGGGCAGAAAGAAGGUGCACAAGAAAAUGGAAGAGGCUCGGAGGACCCGGGAUGAGGGGUUGAAGAAAAUGGCAAAGGCUGUCCAGCAGUUCAGGGAGCAGGUCCCUGGUGUCCAGAGAGAGGCCAUUCUGUCCCUGCCCCUGCUGGAACUCACUGGAAGACUCCAGGAAGGGUCUCUGUCCCCCAGGACUGUCCUGUACACCUACUUAGAGAAGGCCCUAGAAGUGACCCAGCAGACAAACUGCUUGCGACACUUCAUCCCAGAGUGUGAGGAGCGGCUCCAGGAAAUAGAACGGCACAAGGAGAAGGGGCUGCUCUACGGCAUCCCUGUCAGCAUCAAGGAUCACAUCGGCCACAAGGGCCACUUGGCAACCUGUGGGCUUGUGCAGUGCCUGGACACUGUGAUGGAGGAGGACAGCGUCCUGGUCAAGGUCCUGAAAAGACAAGGGGCCAUCCCAUUUGCAAUGACCAAUGUGCCACAAUCCCUCUUUAGCUACGAGUGCAGCAACCCCAUCUUUGGCCAGACCUUGAACCCUCUCAACCCCCAGAAGAGCCCUGGGGGCUCCUCGGGAGGGGAGGGGGCUCUGAUCGCAGGGGGAGGCUCCGUCCUGGGCAUCGGCUCCGACAUAGGCGGCAGCAUCCGCCUGCCCUCCAGCUUCUGUGGGCUCUGUGGCCUCAAACCCACGGCUCAGAGACUCAGCCUGUCUGGAGUGACUGGCCCUAUCAAUGGCGUCCUGGCAGUCCCCUGUGCCCUGGGGCCCAUGGCCAGGGAUGUGGACAGCCUGGCCCUGUGCAUGAAGGCGCUGCUCUGCCAGGAGAUGUUCCAGCUGGACCCCACCGUGCCCCCCAUCCCCUUCAAUGAGCAGGUGUACUCCAGCUCCACUCCCCUGCGGGUCGGGUACUAUGACACCGAUGGCUACUUUCCACUGCCCCCCUGCAUGAGGAGGGCAGUGAGGGAAACCAGGUGUGCUCUGCAGGCAGCUGGGCACCAGCUGGUGCUCUUCUCUCCUCCUCGGAUCCCCUAUGUCAUGACUGAACUCUUUUUCAAGACGUUUUUUGCUGAUGGAGGCCGUAGCUGGCUGGAUGUGUUCACAGGAGAUAUUUUAGAUCCAGCCCUGAGACCACAGGUGAAUACCUGCAAGAUCCCGAGGCUGGUGAAGAAGAUGCUGGCUCUGCUUCUUAAACCUCUGUUUCCCCGCCUGGCCGACUACCUGAGUGCCUUGGCUGGAAUGAGGUCAGUGAAGGAGAUGUGGAAUCAUCACCAUCAAAUACAGGAGUACCGCUCCCAGUUCAUCACCCAGUGGAAGGAACUCCAGCUGGACGUUGUGCUCUGCCCUGUCCUGGGCCCUGCCUUCAACACGGGAUACCCCAGGAAACUCCUCACUGCCAUCUCCUCCACGAUGCUGUACAACGUCCUGAACUUCCCUGCCGGGGUUGUUCCCGUCAGCACCGUGACAGAGGCUGAUGAGGAAGAGCUAAAGCUUUACAAAGGAUGCUGUGAUGACCCCUGGGACCGGACACUGAAACAGGCUGUGUCAGGAGCAGUGGGGAUGCCCGUGGCCGUGCAGUGCGUGGCUCUGCCGUGGCAGGAGGAGCUGUGCCUGCGCUUCAUGAAGGAGGUGGAGACCGUCAGCCGUGACAAGAGAGUGCCAUAGCCACCAUGGUCCCCAAGGAGAAGGGACAGUGCUGCACGACUGCCACCAGCAGUGCAGACAUUACACCGAGGAGGGGAGGAGGAAGGAAAUGUCACCUCCUGACCCCUCGCCUUGCUAAUCAACACAGAUCCUAUAAGGAACCAACAUGCCCUGCAGGACUGGCUUAAGACAGGUUCAAACAGUGGUAAAUCUAGGAACUGCACUUCUGGCAAGGAUGGCCAUGGAUGUGGGUUCACCCCUUCACCCCUAUUUCCACCAGUGCUGCCUCCAGUAGAAGCAGGGCAGUGCUGAGAGGAAAGGAUUACAGAAGCUCAAUAGUAUUUUCUUGCUGGCACUGGAAUAACUUCAUAUGGAUGUAAUAUGGGUUGCCCCAUGAGGAAUACACCCAUGUCCAUUACUUCCCAUCACUGUGUUUUGCUCACAUAAAUAAAAAACUAUUAGGCAACUCUUAUCAUAAAUUCCAGUAAUCCUUCACUGGUUAUGAUGAUUCAAUAAACGAAGUUACUACUCAGAAUCAUAAAAA
Sturnus vulgaris (Common starling) is the source of this 2424-nucleotide messenger RNA. RefSeq names its product vitamin D3 hydroxylase-associated protein-like. Gene Ontology annotation, biological process: fatty acid catabolic process. Gene Ontology annotation, molecular function: fatty acid amide hydrolase activity; amidase activity. The record is from RefSeq and is a predicted model, not a curated record. NCBI's taxonomy places the organism in Eukaryota, Metazoa, Chordata, Aves, Passeriformes, Sturnidae.